Fulvia fulva is the source of this 987-nucleotide messenger RNA. RefSeq names its product NADH-cytochrome b5 reductase 1. The transcript is spliced from 3 exons. The record is from RefSeq and is a predicted model, not a curated record. Gene Ontology annotation, molecular function: oxidoreductase activity. NCBI's taxonomy places the organism in Eukaryota, Fungi, Ascomycota, Dothideomycetes, Mycosphaerellales, Mycosphaerellaceae. The coding region runs from base 1 to 987 and encodes 328 amino acids. Gene Ontology annotation, cellular component: endoplasmic reticulum.
AUGUCGAGCACCAACCCAUUGGCAGCGCAUUUGGUGCAAUUCGCAUACAUUCCAUCCGCAGUCUUGAUCGGCGCCGCGACACUUUUCAAGAAGGAACUGAUCCCUCUGGCAAUUGCUGUGGCAGUCGCAUUGACCGGCUUCCAGCUCGUCACUGGCGGAACCAAGACACCGACACCGGCCGUACCUGCGCCCUCCCAACCAAAAACUGUCCUGAAGCCAGACGAGUUCCAGGAAUUCCCCAUCACCAAGAAGACGCAGAUCUCCCACAACACCGCCAUCUACCGCUUCUCCCUCCCAACCGAAGAUGCCAUCCUCGGCCUUCCCAUCGGUCAGCACAUCUCCCUCGCCGCGACUCUCGAUGUCAAGGACCCAAAGACUGGCGAAGUCACGACGAAAGAGGUUGUGCGCUCAUACACCCCAAUCUCAUCCGACAACGAGAAGGGCUACUUUGAUCUAAUUGUCAAGAGCUAUCCUACUGGCAACAUCUCCCGCCAUCUCGCUACACUCAAUGUCGGCGAUAAGAUGAAGGUCCGGGGUCCGAAGGGUGCCAUGGUCUACACCCCCAACAUGGCUCGUCAUAUCGGUAUGAUUGCUGGUGGAACUGGCAUCACUCCAAUGCUGCAGGUCGCUCGAGCCAUUCAACGUGGAAGGAAGGCUGGCGACAAGACCAAGGUCGACCUGAUCUUCGCCAACGUCAACCCAGAGGACAUCCUGCUCAAGGACGAUCUCGACAAGCUAGCGGCCGAGGACGAGCACUUCAACGUCUACUAUGUCCUGAACAACCCACCGGAGACCUGGGCAGGCGGCGUUGGCUUCGUCACCGGUGAAAUGAUCAAGGGACGUCUUCCACCACCAGCCAAGGAUGUCAAGCUCCUUCUGUGCGGUCCUCCACCGAUGGUGUCUGCCAUCAAGAAGGCUGCCGAGUCGCUCGGAUAUGCAAAGGCAAGGCCUGUCAGCAAGCUCGAGGACCAGGUCUUCGCGUUCUAA